Triticum aestivum (bread wheat) is the source of this 1247-nucleotide messenger RNA. RefSeq names its product dihydrolipoyllysine-residue acetyltransferase component of acetoin cleaving system. The record is from RefSeq and is a predicted model, not a curated record. NCBI's taxonomy places the organism in Eukaryota, Viridiplantae, Streptophyta, Magnoliopsida, Poales, Poaceae. The transcript is spliced from 4 exons. Bases 103 to 1047 code for a protein of 314 amino acids.
GAGAGCAGACAUACAUAUACGUACGACACCACGCGCGCAUGGGACAAGCCAGCAGACGUGACGAGCCUCGAAAGCGCCGCGCUCCACGCUCCAGUCUCCGACAUGCCUUCGUCGACGCUCGGGAUCGCGCCGCUGCUGGACGCCUACUUCCGGCGCCGCUUCGCCGCGGCGGGCCUGGUCCAGGCGUCCGUGCCGCUGGACGGCGGCGCCACCAUGAUGCAGUGCUGGCGCUUCCCGCCCGGCGCCAGCGAGGAGCUCCCCGUCCUCGUCCUCCUCCACGGCUUCGGCCCGCCGGCGACGUGGCAGUGGCGGCCCCAGGUGGGCCCGCUGUCGCGCCGGUUCCGCCUCGUCGUGCCUGACCUCCUCUUCUUCGGCGGUUCCCGCACGUCGCCCACGCCGGUCGACGGCGAGUGCUCCGAGGCCCACCAGGCCGAGGCGGUGGCGAAGCUCAUAGGCGCGGUCGUGCCCCCCUCGGCCAGGGUGUCGGUGGUUGGGACCAGCUACGGCGGCUUCGUGGCGUACCACGUGGCGAGGCUGCUGGGGGCCGAGGCCGUGGAGCGGGUGGUGAUCGCGAGCUCCGACCUGCUCAAGGGCGACGCCGACGACCGCGCCCUGCUGGCGCGCGGCGGGGCCGAGCGCGUGGAGGACCUGAUGCUGCCGCGCACCCCCGAGAAGAUGCGGCGGCUCAUGGAGCUCGCCUACCACCGCCCCCGCCGGUUCAUCCCGGGCUUCCUGCUCCGCGACCUCGUUCAGUAUCUCUACAGCGAGAACAUAGAGGAGAAGGAGGGGCUGAUCAAAGCUAUAUCCCUGGGGAACAAAGACAAGUUCCAGCUCACUCCACUCCCCCAGCAAGUUCUUGUGCUGUGGGGAGAGCAUGACCAGAUCUUCCCCAUAGAGAAGGCAUUCCAGGUGACGAGGCAGCUAGGUGCAAAUGUUAGGCUGGAGAUCCUGAAGAACACUGGCCAUAUGCCGCAGGAGGAGGACACAAAGAGGUUCAACGAGGCUCUCCUCAACUUCCUGCUGCCCGCUCCGAGUUCAUCGCUGUAAUACAAUUUCAUUGUCGGUUUUCGGAAAGAUGGUUGAGAAUUCCUAAUUUAAGCUCCAUUUUACCUGUAAGAUAUACUAGUACUUAGUUGCUUAACGCACAUUCGACCAUAUGUACACUUGGGACCUUCAGGGAAUAAACGUUGCACCAAUGGGGAAAAAUAUCUUUGGCUUGUUCUUGAUUAAAUGCCCUGCUUUCUAUA